AUGGCACAUUGGUUAACGAUUUUUCAGCUCUACUUGAUACUACUAGUUGUGCUUGUGGUACAAUUCUCCGAAGCUAACCGACCUAGUUUGUUUAAUAUGUUUAAGCAUCAACCACAAGAAAAUAGCACGACAUGGGCAGUCCUCGUAGCCGGUUCAAAUCAGUAUUUUAAUUAUCGUCAUCAGGCAGAUGUUUGUCAUGCUUAUCAAAUACUAAAACGGGGAGGAUUGAAGGAUGAACAUAUAAUCGUGUUCAUGUAUGAUGAUAUUGCCAACAAUCAAUAUAACCCAAGGCCAGGCGUCAUAAUUAACAGUCCCAACGGCUCGGAUGUCUAUGCUGGUGUGCCAAAGGAUUAUACGGGUGAAAGUGUGACGGCAGCCAAUUUCUAUGCCGUUCUUCUUGGCGACAAAACAGCUGUGAAAGGUGGAAGCAAGAAAGUUGUAGCGAGCAAGCCUAAUGAUAAAAUCUUCAUAUUUUACUCUGAUCAUGGUGGCCCUGGAGUUCUUGGGAUGCCGGUCUUGCCUAUCAUAUAUGCAGAUGAUUUCAUCCACGUUUUGAAAACAAAGCAUGCGAGUGGUACCUAUGACGAGAUGGUCAUAUAUGUAGAAUCAUGUGAAAGUGGAAGUAUUUUUGAAGGUUUGUUGCCGACAGAUUUGAAUAUUUAUGUGACAACUGCUUCGAAUGCGGACGAAAAUAGCUGGGCCACGUAUUGUCCCGGUAUGAAUCCUCCCCCGCCUCCAGAGUUCGAUACCUGCUUAGGUGAUUUAUACAGCAUUUCAUGGAUGGAAGACAGUGAGUCAGAAGAUUUAAAUAAAGAAACUCUGAAAAAACAGUACUUGAAGGUGAAGAAAAGGACAUUCAAUAACCACUCUUCUGAGGGAUCUCAUGUGAUGCAAUAUGGUACUCUACACAUAAGCAAUGAGGUUGUUUCCGUAUAUCAAGGCUCCGCUCCUAGCGAAAUAUCCAUGAACCCAUUUCAAUCUUUGGAUGUCUUGGGUGUUGUCAACCAAAGAGACGCAGAUCUGUAUUCCAUGUGGAAAAUGUACAAUAAAUCAACAGAAAAACCACAACAAAAGGAGAAACUACUCAAGCAAAUUAAGGAAAUAACAGCACAUAGGGCACAUUUGGACAGUAGUGUCGAUGUUAUCAAAGGCUAUUUAUUAGGCAAAGGACAUGGAACAGUGAGAGGUAAAGGAUCGGCCCUUGUGGAUGAUUGGGGAUGUCUUAAAUCUAUGGUUCGAAUAUUUGAGACAAAUUGUGGAUCAUUAACUCAAUAUGGCAUGAAAUACACCCGAGCAUUUGCAAAUCUGUGCAACAAUGGUGUUACCACAGAAGCCGUGGACAAAGCUACAAAGGCAGCAUGUCGCGGAUAUAACAUGGGCAAAUGGAAUCCUGCAAACGUUGGUUACAGCGCCUGA
Messenger RNA from Cynara cardunculus var. scolymus (artichoke), 1416 nucleotides. Its product is annotated as vacuolar-processing enzyme-like. Gene Ontology annotation, molecular function: cysteine-type endopeptidase activity. Bases 1 to 1416 code for a protein of 471 amino acids. The record is from RefSeq and is a predicted model, not a curated record. NCBI's taxonomy places the organism in Eukaryota, Viridiplantae, Streptophyta, Magnoliopsida, Asterales, Asteraceae. Gene Ontology annotation, biological process: vacuolar protein processing. The transcript is spliced from 9 exons.